CAGUCAGGUGGGUGACACAGCCAGCGUGCGAGCAGGACCCACUCUGACACAGCAGCAGUGUUAGCAGCAGCAGCAGCUGAGCUCCCAGCUCGCCCAUGUGCGGCCAGUAGGAGGGGCCAUGUGCUGAGGUGUUUGAGAAGGUGAUGCCGUAAAAGCGGGCAGUCUGUCGCAAACCAGGUGUUUCUGCGAGGAAGAAGGUGAUGUCGUAAAGUGGAUGGGAGGGGUGAGGAAGAGAGGAGGUGGGGGAGGCGGGAGAGACAGGAGGAGGAGGAGGGAGGGAGGUGACUUGCGAGCCGCUGCGUUUCAGACUCAGCGAGAGGAUCAUGGCGGAUGGCCCCAGGUGUAAGCGCAGAAAACAGGCGAACCCGAGGAGGAGCAGCGUGACAAACUUCAACAAUGGCUUGGAGGCCAGCUCAGACUCCGAUGAUGAGGACAAGCUACACAUUGUGGAGGAGGACAGCCUGCAGGAGCCUGAGGUUACAGAUGCUGAUGGAACCACAUCGCUGGACAGCCAUGACCACGACGCCACCGUAACAGUAUUACCCCACAACGGGUCCUGGAAUGGAGUGAAGCAGGAGUGUGCAUCAGAGGAAGAAGAGGAGGUGGUGAAGGAUGCUCUAGUGGAGGAGAUUCUCCAGCAGGGAGACACAACCAUCAUCUAUCCUGAAGCCCCCGAGGACGAGCAGAGUCCGACAGAGACGGGAGGAGCCGAUGAAAACGGAACACCUGAUUCUUUCUCCCAGUUGCACACUUGCCCCUACUGCUCCCGGGGCUACAAACGCAACGCCUCGCUGAAGGAACACAUCAAGUAUCGCCACGAGACCAGCGAGGAUAACUACAGCUGCUCGCACUGCAGCUACACCUUUACCUAUCGCUCGCAGCUGGAGAGGCACAUGAGCCACCACAGGGGCUCCAGAGAGCAGCGUCACGUUUCACAGUCGACAGGAGGAUCGGUAGGAACGGGUGGAACCCGCAAGUUCAAGUGUACCGAGUGUUCCAAGGCCUUCAAAUACAAACACCACCUGAAGGAGCACCUGCGCAUUCACAGCGGUGAGAAACCAUACGAAUGCUCAAACUGCAAGAAGCGGUUCUCCCACUCAGGCUCCUACAGCUCCCACAUCAGUAGCAAAAAGUGUGUGGGUGCUACACCCCCCAACGGUGUUGCUCGAACAUCGAUUAAGUCCCCCCCAGCCCCUGCACAGACGAGACCUGUUGUGAUCGCUCCAGCUCGUAUGGUUCUUAAAGACAAGACUGAAAGCAAACCCCUCCAGGAGCAGCUGCCUGUCACCCAGAUCAAAUCAGAACCUGUGGAAAUUGAGUGCAAGCCUGUGACGGCGGCACCGGCAACUUCAGCCGGCAGUAACGGCGUGGUGAACGGAGGAACAGCACAGCCAACUGUGGUCCCAGCUGCAACCCUGCCUCAGGGUGUGGCUAUGGUUGUACCAACAGUUGGUCUGAUGUCACCCAUCAGUAUCAAUCUUAAUGACUUGCAGAAUGUGCUCAAGGUGGCGAUGGAUGGAAAUGUGCUCAGGCAGGUGCUGGGUUCAGCCAAUGGGGUGGUGACGCAGGGGAAGCAGGGAAUUGUGGUCCAGCAGCCACAGCAACAGAUCAUCAGCCUUCCUGCCUUCGUGGAUCACGACGGUACCACGAAGAUCAUCAUCAACUACAGCAUUAGCCCUGCUGCUGCCACAACUGCCACCGCCCAGCCUACACCGCUUGUUGUCAAAAAUAACCCUACUCUGCCUCCUACUAUCACGACUGUGGCCGCUGCAGCUCCCACUCCAACCACAACAAAUAAACCCCAAACCCAAGAGGCGGCCGACCUUACGAUUAUCAAGAAAGAACCAGAAACAGUCCCCAUCGCAGAUGUGGAGAAGGAGGCAUCCACGCAGACAGAAAAGGCAACCGAUAAAACUUCAGAAGCAGCUCAGAAGCCAAAGCCCAACAGCACCAGUACAUGUUUACUUUGCGAUGACUGUCCUGACAAUCUGGAGGCGCUGCAUCUCCUCCAGCAUCGCAAAGCAGCCAAUGGAGAGGCCGUCGACUCUGCUGCUUUGGACCCGUCUUUCGCCGCUCUGCUAAACGAGGCAGGGGUGACCCUGGAGGAGCCGCCUGUCGACGACCUCCUCUCACUUCUUAAGACCUACUUUGCCUCCAACGCCAACCCCAGUGAUGAGGAGCUGUCAAAGAUGUCAGAGUCUGUCAGUAUCCCAGUGGAUGUGGUUAGAAAAUGGUUUAUCAAGAUGAACUCGGGGAAAAGUGUGAGCAAGGGUCACAACGAUGCAACCGCAGUUUCUAAAGACACCGAAGCCACAGAUUCCAGCUCAGAGGUCACUGUGAAUCAGAAUGAAAAGGAAGAAGAAGACAAUACAAUCAAGGAGGUGUCCAACAAAGCCUCAUCAGACUCUCGCAGCGCCUCCCCAUCAGACUCUGAAUCACUCAACAAUGAGGACCUUGUCAUCGUUAAAAGUGAGCCAGAAGACCCAGAAGCUUCUGACUCCCAGGCGGAGCCUCUGGACCUCUCUCUUCCUAAACAUAUUGCAACAGAAUCGGAAAACAAAAUGACUACACCUCCCGCCAAGCAGCAAGAACAGCCUCUGAACCUGACCUGCUUAAGGAAGGAGGAGCUCGAGGGUCGAACCAUCUACGUGACCACACCUCAGACCGGAAGACCUGUUAACAUCGUCACUGCCGCACAGCUUCCUACCUUAGUUGCCAUCGCUAGUCAGGGCUGCCUCAGCACCACCACGAAGCGCACCAUCCUCAUCCCCCAGCUCACAUAUACCUACGCCACUACAACUGGCAGCGCCACUGGAGCAAAGACUGUUGUUCUCAAUGGUCAUAAGGAGAAGCGUGUGGAGAGCAGCUCUGAUGGUGUUUCCACAGUGGAGGAGCAGAACGACUCAGAUUCAGCCGUGGUGAUGAAGAAGCGGCGGCUGGAAAAUGGCGUCUACCCCUGUGAUCUUUGUUCCAAGGUCUUCCAGAAGGGCAGCUCCCUGCUCAGGCACAAAUAUGAACACACAGGAAAACGACCCCACGAGUGCAACGUCUGCAAGAAGGCUUUCAAACACAAACACCACCUGAUCGAACACUCGAGGCUGCACUCCGGUGAGAAACCCUACCAGUGCGACAAGUGCGGGAAGCGUUUCUCUCACUCAGGCUCGUACUCCCAGCACAUGAAUCACCGCUACUCCUAUUGCAAGAAGGACGGGCCAAACUCGGGCUCCGGCUCGGGGCCACGCAGGGAUCAGUCAGAGCUCGGCAGCCCAAGCGCCAGGCUGCAGUCAGACAGCCGGACCACGACCCCGCCCUCCCAAAUGGACUCAGACGAGAGGGAGAGUGAGGAAGAGGAAGACGAGGCCAUCUGCAUGGACGACAUACGGGUGGUGCAGGUGGACGACGGCGAGUGCGAGAUCUACGAGGGUAACUUUGACGACGACGACGAGGAGGAAGAGGGAGAGGAAUUAGCAGAGGAAGAGGCGACAGCAGAAGAAGAAGAGACUGAAAAAGAGAAGGGGCAGGAGGAGUUUGCCUGUGACGUAGUAGAAGUGGAGCUGGGAGAUGACCACGUGGAGGACGCCGAGAUGGAGGAAAGAACCGAAGAAAAGGAGGAAUCAGCAAGUGUGGAUGCAGAGAAAGCGGCAGACUGUGAAGCGAAUACAGACAGCAGCAUCAGGGACGGGACAGAAAACACCGAAACAACAGAGGAAGCGGUGACAGACGCCAAAUGAAGGAAGAAAAUUCUUCGGGACAGUUGGAGUGUGUCGGUCACUGAAGUCGGGUAAUCUUAGACAAAAACCACAUCUUGCCAUCAGAAGAAAGUCACGGCAGUUGCCUGAUCUUAACGGUCCACUACUGUGUACAAAAACCCAGGUGUGCCUGAACUUGAAAAGAAAAAAAGAAAUAGAAAAAAAGAAAAAAACGUGACUUUUUCUUUGUGAAAAUGAAAUAUCAGUGUUUAAAAUUGUUUAUAGAAGUACAGAUUUUAAAGUAGAACUCACCCAUCAACGCGUUAGACUUGUUACUGAGACAUCCCAGGUUGCUUUGUUUUGUUUCUUUUCAUUCAGUCAGUGUUAACUAAUCGUGUUCUUGUUUGAAAACCUUUUAACCUUUAAAGAUGAGAAAGAUUUCUAUACCUUUUUAUUGCCAAUGAAGUUUCCUAAAAUCAGUAUUUUAUUGAGUUCUACGAACAAAAACCUCUGCACUACAGUAUUCCUGGUUUACCUAUGGAUACAUGCCUCAUGCAUUGUAUGCCCUUCAGUGUUAUAUAUGUACACUAGCUAGCGAAAUGUUGUUUGUGUUAGUGUUACUCUUUGCUAGCUAGCAUUACUGUUGAUUUCAGUUUGACUGUUAGCCUUAAGGAAAACAAAGUAUUCUUGGGGAGGGUUGGGGGGUGGGAUGGGGAGUCCGGGAUGAGAAUGCGGCUUCUGUACGCCAUAACCAAAUUUGUCCUAUCAGGGAAGGCAGAGUCACAACCUCAAAGCCAGCAUGGCGCGCCUUUGUUUUGCUGCUCAGCACAGCCCGAACGGGUGGAGUCUCCAGGUGAAGACAUAAAAGCGGACUCCGACCUCGUGGCUCGGCUGUGGAUCCAAAACAGACGCGCCUGUUCUUACCAAGCUUCUCCUUAUUUUGGUUGACUUUAGUUCUCAGCGAGUGUUUCAGUAUUAUCAGCUUAUAUAUGAAGUCAAACUGUACGUGAAGGAUCGGGGCUUUUUUUCCUGCUCCACCCCAAUGCCUCCAGCCUUAUGCAAGACCUGUGUGCUGUUAAAAGUGCCAUUGAACAGUGUUAUUAUUUCUUUUCCUCACACAUGUAGCCAGUAUUAUGUCCCUCUGUUACUUACACAGGAGCCAUGUUGACUAAUGUUUGUUGACUUGCACAGAACAGCAGAUUUGUCACAGCAACAAAGAAGGACACUUGGGAAACAGUAUUUGGGCUUAACUAAGAACUAAGAACUAUUCUCUGUGUUUUGUCUGUAAAAAGACAGACCCCCUGCCCAAAUAGCCCACUUGGGGGUCACGUCUUGUUUUAUUUUAUCUGCCAAACUAAAAGCUAGAAUUAUUUAGUUUACAAUGGUUGUUUUUUAAAAAGACAAGUUAAAGCCAGAGAAUGUUUAGCAUUUUUCAAUCAGUAAAUUAAAUCUACAUGCAUGUCUAAAAGUUCUGCUUUUGUUCCUGGUACUUAAAAUUGCAUAUUUGCUCUUGACUAAAACUUUUUUGUUACGAAUUACUAACUCAUCAGCAUCCAAUGGCUGCAGCUUGUAGGUCCAAAGUCUGAGGUUUAGAGCAGUGAAAUGUGUUGAAAAAGUUUGUUUUCUUGUGGAUCUUAAAAUGCCUUCUAACGUAAGAUAAUCAGUUUCCAACUUUCGAACUGCAUAAAUCCAAAUUUUUAAAAACCCUUCAACACUCAAACUCAGUAAUGUGCCUCACCAGGUCGGCUCAGGAAGAGAUAAACCAGACCAAACCCACACAAGUUUAAAGUAUAAAACGAUGAUAGAGAGACUCAGUAAGUUAGUCUCACUUGUGCACUUAUUAUUAUUAUUACUUUCAGAUGAUGAUUAAAAGAAACAAAUUCAUUGUGGCAAGCUGUCCCGCACUUGAGGUAACAAGCGUUAGUGAAUGUGGUCUCUGUUGAAGAAUUUUUGCGUUGGUUUUACCAGACAGUGUUUAUAGUAUUAAUCUGUUUUACUUUUUUUGUUUUAAAAGUAUGUCCUCUGUAUUUUUUUGUCAACAAUGGCAGUAUUAGAACCCUUUUCACAGAUUAAAAAAAAAUAUACCUGUUUAGUUUUUAGAAGACUUUUUUAUAUUUAUGUGUCUUAUUUUUAUAUUUUCUUUUAUGGUUAUUUAUUACACAUUGUAGUGUACAUUACUGUAGUUUGAAUUGAUACAAUAAUAUAUUUUAGUAUGAAAAAUAAUCUCGAGACAAACAAAAAAAAAAAAAUCCCAAAAUGUGGUUCUGGGAAAUGAAGUUUGUUUUAACAAAAAAUGAAAAAAAGAAAGACAUUAAAGGAAAAAACCCCUAAAAAUAUAAAACAUGUAUUCUGUAAACUUGACUUCUGUUUUAAGCUAAAAAGAAAAAGAAAAAAAAACAGGAAUGAAGUGACAAAUAGAAACUGUUACAUGUGCAUCCGCUCUUUGCGUCGUUAUAAAGCUACUGAAUUCUAAAACUCUGUGAUUUUUAAAAGCAUGAGUCGUCGCCGUUUAAAUGAAGGAUCUUGUUAUGAAGACGUUACUCCUCCCUUUUUUCAAAUUUUAUUUUGAAGCCAAAUUUCCAACGUCCCGUCACCCUGUUUUCCGUUCUGUGCCAACUUGUUCCAUUGUACUGUUGAAGGCUGCAUAUUGUUUGUCCUCUCCGCACCCUUUGUAAAUCCACUGUCUUUUUGUAUUGUUUUUAUUUUAGGUUUGCUCCAUUUCUAUGACUCCCCAUCACAAUAAAAUGUAAGACAGCAA
This is a messenger RNA of Oreochromis niloticus (Nile tilapia), 6447 nucleotides long. Its product is annotated as zinc finger E-box-binding homeobox 1. The transcript has 8 exons. Gene Ontology annotation, molecular function: DNA-binding transcription factor activity, RNA polymerase II-specific; RNA polymerase II cis-regulatory region sequence-specific DNA binding. Gene Ontology annotation, biological process: regulation of transcription by RNA polymerase II; anatomical structure development. Lineage: Eukaryota; Metazoa; Chordata; Actinopteri; Cichliformes; Cichlidae. The record is from RefSeq and is a predicted model, not a curated record. The coding region runs from base 324 to 3731 and encodes 1135 amino acids.